AAAAAACGGAACUAGACCAGUCCAAAGCUACAUUCCUCAAAAAAAGGAACAGCAUUUGAGAUCGAAAUCUCUUACAGAAACAUGAGUUUUCACUUACUAGUUGUUUGUGUAUCUGUCUUUGGGUUCUUCUCAGAUGUAAAGAGCAUGAGGACACUGAAAAACGUAGCCGUAAAACGUGGAGGAUCCGUCACUAUUCCAUGUUCAUAUGAAGGGCAGUACAAAGCAAACCCUAAAUUCUGGUGCAAAGGAUACAAAUGGAAUUCCUGCAACAUUGUAGCCUAUGCUAACUCAAGCGGAAGUACAUCAGUCAUUGAUCGUCCAGCACAGAACUUGUUUACUGUGGAACUGAACCCUGUCUCUGAGUCUGGAAUGUAUUGGUGUGCUGCAGAAAUUGGGGAUAAAUGGCAAAAGGAUGACCGUGAUAAUUUGUAUUUGACGAUUAGUCAAGAUCCUGAUGUGUCAGUGAGGGAGAGCAGAGUGAGAGGUGAGGAAGGAGGCAGUGUCACAGUCCAGUGUCUCUACAGUGCUGCGUAUCAGAAGACACAGAAGCAGUGGUGCAGAUUCAAAGAUGGACAGUGCAAUACAGUGGGGACUAAAACAUCCCAGAAUUCAGCGGUGCAGUUCAGUGAUGAUGGGAGAAGAUCCUUCAGUGUGAUGAUGAGUGGACUGAAGAAGUGUGAUGCUGGCUGGUACUGGUGCAGUGCAGGAGAUCUGCAGGUUCCUGUUCACAUCAGUGUCGAUAUGGCCACGGCAGAUUCUACACGCUCCUGCAAUAAAUCAUCUAUACCACAAACGGCAAAUGUACGUAAAAAUAGUGUGGUGAGCAGGAAGAGGAACUGCUUGAGCCGCUACAGACACAGUACCAACUUCACAGAGGAGCAGGACGCAAGAAACCCUCACACUCACAUUCAACAUCACAACAAAUCUAACAUGAGCUGCUUUUUUAUUUUUAUUCUCAUCAUUUCUGUUGAUGCCAUUCAGUCAUGGAGGCACUUCAGUCUUAAACCUGGAUCAUCUGUCACCUUCCCAUGUGGUUAUAAUAAGAUAUAUAUACGACAUAAGAAAUACUGGUGCUCUGGUAAAUAUUUUCGUUCCUGCACAAUUCAGGCAUAUGCCAGUUAUACAAAGGGGAGAGUGACAGUGACUGAUAACCCAGCUGAGAGUUUCUUCACUGUGACUCUGGAUAAUCUCCAGACAAAAGACACUGGAUGGUACUGGUGUGGUGUAGAGAUAGCUGGAUCAGAUGUUAGAGAAGCCCUUCAUAUCACAGUGAAAUCAGAUCCUGAUCUGUCAGUGAGGGAGAGCAGAGUGAGAGGUGAGGAAGGAGGCAGCGUCACAGUCCAGUGUCUCUACAGCACUGAAUAUCAGAAUACACAGAAGCAGUGGUGCAGAUUCAAAGAUGGACAGUGCUGGACAAUUAAGAAGACUAAAACAUCCCAGAAUUCAGCAGUGCAGUUCAGUGAUGAUAAGAAUAGAUCCUUCAAUGUGCAGCUUAAUGGAGUGAAGAAGAGUGAUGCUGGCUGGUACUGGUGCAGUGCAGGAGAUCUGCAGGUUCCUGUUCACAUCAGUGUCACUGAUCCACCUCCAGUGACUACAACCACUCACCAAGUCAGUACUUCCAUAUCUAUCUCGAAGCACAAUUCAGCAGUGUCUGUGGAUUUAGUUCCCAGCAGUGAUGAAACCAUUGGGAGUGGGACCCUGAUCCAUUGGUACCUGCUGGCCCUUCUUUUGCCACUGGUGAUACUGGUCAUCAUCAUCUGCAUGCUCAGAAAGAAAUGUGAAGCAGAGAAUCAAACCAGGACCAGAGAGAGGAGCAAUGACACCACUGUUCCCACACCCACUUUUACAGAUGAACACUCCAUUACAUACACCACUGUGGCUGUUCCUAAGCCAAAGGGUAAGAAAAACCCCAUUUGGACAGAUGAGUCUAUUGUGUACAGCACUGUGGCAGAUAAACCAAAAGUGUCUCCAAAUGAUGACCCAUGAUGAAGAGAGCUUCACUUACUGUUUGGAUGGAAGGAAACUGUGUGUGGUGCCUCAGGGAUCUCUACUGGGUCUCGUGUUCAUCCUCAACAUCUUUACAGACAAAAUCCCAAUCAGGACAAGGACAACAUUCCCCACACUCACACCACAGACUUACAUCACAGUCACAUGACCCUCAGUCAUUCAGAAAAGACCAGUUUCCUCACUGUAGCUAUCAGAUUUCUCUCAUUUACUUCUGUACUUUAAUUUUUUUUUAGUCUUUUGCUUCACUUGGGAAAUCUGAAAGGUAGCUCUCAUCAUUUUCAUGGUGUACAGCCCUUAAAUACAAGAUUAGCGUACAACAUAACACACUGGAGAACCCACAAAGCUUAAUGAGUAAAAAUGUGUAAGAAAACCAUGUUAUGUUUGUAUAUUAAAGCAUACUAUCAUUACGCUCUGCUAUGUUAUUAUUAUGACUGCCCAGUGAAGUCAGUGUUAAGUAUGAGUGAUGGUUGGGAAAACCCUUCAACUGGUAAAAUUUUUUAUUAUUGAAUUUGAAAUGUUUCUCUUUUCAUAAUUAAAGAAAUAAUUCAAGAUAAUGGAGAACAACCAUCAUGGACAUUCUGAUAAACCGUGCUGGUAUCUGAUUACAAUCUGAAUCGAUUAGGCUUAUGACCCGGACCAUUCACUGUGGGAGAAUAUCACACUCAAUCUCUAGGCAGUACGACUUACACCGUGUUUAUUAAACUGGUUCGUUAACCAACAUGAACCAUGAAUGAAAUUACACAAUAUAUUUAUGAUUUCUAAAGGUUCUAAAAAUUGUUUGGAAUUGUUCUGGUUAAAAGAUCUAACCAGAAAAAUAUAAACUUAACCAUAACGUGCCUUUUUUUGUGACUUUUUGCCAGAGUGACAUCUGAUGGGUUUUCCCCAAAAUUUCACAUAUAGUGUAUGACACUGGAGCAUGACUGCCUGCAUUUCUAUACAAAAAAAUCUAAAAAAUCGAUUCAUUUUCUUCACUUACAUUUGCAUAUAAAUGCAAGACAUUUAUAGUGCUACAUAUACUGUACAUGUCUAGCAAAAAUGUGAAGCAUUUUAAAUGUUUGGCUUAAAACGCAAUAAUUUAUGGCUUUUUACAGUGUGACUGCUUUUGGUCUUG
This is a messenger RNA of Hemibagrus wyckioides, 3118 nucleotides long. RefSeq names its product polymeric immunoglobulin receptor-like. NCBI's taxonomy places the organism in Eukaryota, Metazoa, Chordata, Actinopteri, Siluriformes, Bagridae. The record is from RefSeq and is a predicted model, not a curated record. Bases 82 to 1986 code for a protein of 634 amino acids. The transcript is spliced from 16 exons.